CCGGACCGGAACAAGGGAUGAGGCAGAGGCAUGCUGGCUUCAUCAGCCAUCGUGAAGAAAUCGGAGACAGUUGUCUGACUUACCCCGCUUCUGGCUUUGUCUGGUGCCUGGGGUGAAGAGGAGUGGGUAUGGAUGGGUAUAUAAGGAGGGCUGGGGAUGGGUAGGUUGGGUGGGAAGAAAGCAGUCCGAGCAUUGCAGAGGUCGUUGGUGAUCAGUUCCUUGGUUUCUCCGAUUGUAUAUAUACGGCAGGAUGCAUUCUAGCUGGUUCAGUGUGGUGGCAGCGCUCGCUGCGCUGAGUGCUGCAAAGCCGAUUGAUAUUCGAGAUGUCUCGACUUCCGUGUUGGAUGAGUUGGAUCUGUUCGCGCAAUGGUCUGCCGCAGCCUAUUGCUCGGCCAACAUCGAUAACGAUGAUACCACGGUGAAAUGCUCUGACGAUGCUUGCCCAUCUGUUGAAGCAGCCAGUACCAAGAUGCUGUUUGAAUUCGAUCUAUCGAACGAUUACGGCGACACGGCCGGCUUCUUUGCCGUAGACAGCACCAACGAGCGACUGGUAGUAUCCUUCCGUGGAAGUAGCACGAUCGAGAACUGGAUCGCGAACCUCGACUUCAUUCUCGAGGAAGCGGACGACCUUUGCAGCGGAUGCUAUGUCCACAGCGGCUGGUGGAAGGCAUGGGAGCAAGUUGCGGACGAUCUGACGAGCGAGAUCGAUUCCGCGCUGAGCACAUACUCGGGCUACUCCCUCUUCUUUACCGGACAUAGUCUGGGCGGUGCGCUGGCUACUAUUGGGGCCACGGUGCUGCGCAAUGCCGGGCAUACCGUCCAGUUGUAUACCUAUGGAUGUCCCCGGGUCGGAAACUAUGAGUUGGCCGAGUACAUCACCAGCCAGGGGUCUGGGGCGAACUACCGCGUCACUCACACCAAUGACAUUGUUCCCAGAGUGCCACCAAUGCUGUUUGGAUACAGUCAGCCCAGUCCGGAAUACUGGAUCACCAGCGGGGAUGGGGACACGGUUGCGUCGUCGGACAUUGAAAUCAUCGAGGGAAUCAACUCGACCAAGGGAAAUGCGGGAGAGGCGAUUGAGAGCGUUCUGGCUCAUCUGUGGUACUUUUUCAGCAUUUCCGAAUGCCUCUUAUAGGCGUGUAUAUACCACUCCCUGUUGGUAGUGUAUAUCUGAAUUCAAUGCUUCCCAAUGGCGCAGCCUGCAUUAUGAUACCACAUCAAAGCCGCCAAGGUAUCAGAAUCGGUGUUCUACUCCUGCGCUUUGGUUGCCUUUCGCACUGCUCCGUCAACCUGGGCGAAGGAUGUGGUGAGCCAAAGCUGU
Messenger RNA from Aspergillus ibericus CBS 121593, 1321 nucleotides. Its product is annotated as lipase family protein. The transcript has 4 exons. The record is from RefSeq and is a predicted model, not a curated record. Lineage: Eukaryota; Fungi; Ascomycota; Eurotiomycetes; Eurotiales; Aspergillaceae. The coding region runs from base 251 to 1135 and encodes 294 amino acids. Gene Ontology annotation, biological process: lipid catabolic process.